Messenger RNA from Pyricularia grisea, 2599 nucleotides. RefSeq lists its product as uncharacterized. Gene Ontology annotation, molecular function: transcription cis-regulatory region binding; zinc ion binding; DNA-binding transcription factor activity, RNA polymerase II-specific. Gene Ontology annotation, cellular component: nucleus. NCBI's taxonomy places the organism in Eukaryota, Fungi, Ascomycota, Sordariomycetes, Magnaporthales, Pyriculariaceae. Gene Ontology annotation, biological process: regulation of DNA-templated transcription. Bases 149 to 2242 code for a protein of 697 amino acids. The transcript is spliced from 4 exons. The record is from RefSeq and is a predicted model, not a curated record.
UUACACCUCCCGUCAGCAAGGUCAGUUGCGUGAAUUGGGCCUUUUUUUUUUUUUUUUCUUCUGCCCUCUCCACAAUGGAACAGCGACAACCCGCUUCAUUCUACGAAACCCCAGGGUUCUGUACGACGGAAUUCGCAAAGUCUGGACAAUGUCGUCCGGCCUGACGAGCUCCACGAUGCCUGAGACUUGCAGCCCCGCGCCUUAUGGCAAGGCCUGCGUUGGGUGUUCGCGCGCCAAAUGUAAAUGCUAUACCAUGUCUAACGGCAACGGAAAGUGCGAGCGAUGCCAUCGGUUAGGUAAAGUCUGUGAGCCUCCCGUUCCAAUGCGCAAGAAGCGCAAGGCUACUCAGCAUUCUCCUCAACCAUCGCCGUCGCAUCCUAGUGCGCUGGCCGAUUCCGACUUGGAUUCUUCCUCCACUGCUCGUCUAGAGGAGAAAUUGGACAGCCUCGUGUCGCUACUGCGGUCUCAAGGGGUUACAACCGAUCAAUCAUCUGUGGUUCAGAGCAAUGCUGUCAGCUCCUCCGCGUCUCGGGUUUCACCCGGCUCGGAAGCCUCUCGCACAUCUCCUGCCUACUCGUGUGAACCCACCGCAAACAACUUUCCGAGUGUCAUUUUGGAGGCCAGUGAUAACAAUAUCAGCAUGAUACGCACCUCACAGUCGUCUGAAAACUCGCAGACUCUGCAGUUGGUCAUGGAAGACAUUGCCGCCCACGUCAAUAUGGGACCUGCUGCCGACGAGCAGUUUGACCACUUUCGCCGCUGCUUCCUCGUCAUAUUCCCCUUCAUUCGGAUCCCGCCCUCCAUGACGUCUGACGAACUGCGGCAACAGAGCCCUUUUCUUUGGCUUACCAUCAUGUCCAUCACCGCCAAGUCCUUGGCUAAGCAGUUCGCCAUGGAGGAGACCAUCUGGUCCAUCAUCUCGAAACGGGUCGUAACCCAGAGGCGGGCAAAUAUGGACCUGCUGCUCGGGCUUAUAUGCUUCACUGCGUGGUCUCACUACUUCAAGCAGGACAGACCCUUCCUGGGAAUGCUUUCUCACCUCGCAACUUCCGUGGCACUUGAGCUCAACCUGCACAAGGACGUCCGCACAAACGUCUCGUGGCGCGGCAAGUUUGGUCGCAUCUGCUCCGAGCAAUCCCAGAAGCAAGUUCCUCGCACGUUGGAUGAGCGGAGGACUAUGUUGGCUGUUUGGAGCCUCACAAGCUGGUACUGGGCAGCAUACCGCAAGGCAGAACCCAUGACUUGGACCUCAUACUUGAGCUCAUGUCUGCGCGCCCUGUCCGAAAACAGUGAAUACGACCUCGAUCUGGUCCUUGCCGCGCACGUCAAGUCUCACCUCAUUGCCAACCAGGUAACAUGCUCUUCCCCGGACGACGCUCUUGGUGAAGGCGAUGACCCUUCCACUGCAACGCCCCCAUCAGUCUUGAUCAAGGUUCUCCUACGUCAAUUAUCGGAUAUCCGCCAGUCCUUGCCGCCACACAUACAGACGCACAAGACCGUGCAGCUCAAUCUCCUGACGGCCGAACUCACCGUUCGAGCAACCUGCCUCAACGUGGCUACGUCCGAUACGAAGGAACGAUCCUCUCCCGGGGGCACCCUGUGCAUCCAGCGCCUCCGAGACCUCGAGGCGACUCUGAUCACCACCGAGCGCUGGCGUGACGUCUUCUUCAACGAAUUCUCCUCGGCUGAUUUGGUGGGCGUCCCCACCGACAGCCUGUCGCAGUUCACGCUGUGCAUGGUCGUGGCCUUUCGGCUCACCAUGGUAGGCGCCGACGGCGACGAGCCCGGCUGGGACGCCGAGGAGAUGCGGCGCCGCAUAGACGUCUUUGGCAUGCUCGACCGGGCCUACGAAAAGCUCUCGCGGGUCCAGAACGACGCUGGCAUCGUCGCCGACUUCCCCGGCCCCCGCUUGGGCAUCUGGCAAAAGUCGCCCAUGAUGUUCCGAAUGAUGAAGGCGUUGCUGAUGGCCGAGUUGCCGCCCGGCAUGACCCUCCCGGGAAUGGAAGCAGCCGCGGAGGAGGCCGGUCAGCACCAGCACCAGCAGCCCGCGAUGCGAACGCCCGAGAGCAUGGACCAAAGCAACGAGGCGGGAGACAUGUUCGCCGGGAUAAUGGUGCCUGACCAAGUCGUCAUGACCAUGGCCGACGAGCCGUGGUUGUCGGAGCUCUGGGGUCCCAGCUGGGACACCGGACAGCAAUCCGCAUUUUUCCCUGUCGAUUUUUCGUUUACGGAUCAGAUGUGAAAGAACAUUUACGUUUUCUUGUGGCCAGCCCGCGGCAUGAUAUCAUGUUUUCCUAAUACUUGACACGAAUAAUGAAAGUUUCUCAUAAAAGAUGACAAUAUUAGAUGUUCUUCUAGAGAUCUUUGGUGCCAUCCACCCCCCACGGAGCUCAUUUCUCUUCGUUAACGGGUGGAGCCGGGACCGUCCCGGUCUGUCAAUCACCCAUAUCCCUGCUAUUGAGGGAGGGCAUGGGACGCCCUGAUGAGUUUUUGAAACUUUGUUUUCCGCGCUGCCUGCAUGCCUUUUUUCCUGUUGGCAAUUUCAAGCCAAUGUUUGGGUCAGGGCGGUGUUAGGCCUCGCGUUUUUUUUUUUUUUUUU